GAAUUUGUAACAUGCCAUAAUUUCUUAACCGGUGCGUGUGGCUCCCCGGAAAUCAGAUGUCAUUACCCGACCCGGCUAAUUUGGCGAUCGUUCCUGCUCUUUUGUUUUUUGACAAUGCCAGCGGCGGGGACCAGCCGCACCUUUAGGAUCGUAUCCUUGGCGUCGCUGGCUCUUUGCACUGAAGAAGCCUCCUAGGAUUGUCCGCUUCAUGGUAUAGCUUGCACAGACUGCAGUUGUCAUUGAUCCGCGGCCAGAGCCUCUGCUGAUAGUAAAGGAACAAAUUCAGAGCAAAGAUGAUGUGUGAAGUGAUGCCCACGAUCAGCGAGGACACAGCUCUGAGCCAACGCGGCUCUCAGAGCAGCGCCUCAGACCCGGACUCACAUUUUGAGCAGCUUAUGGUUAAUAUGCUGGACGAACGGGACCGGCUGUUGGACACAUUGAGGGAAACUCAGGAGAGCCUCGGUCUGGCCCAGCAGCAUCUACAGGAUGUCAUCUAUGACAGAGACUCGCUGCAGCGGCAGCUCAGCUCCGCCCUGCCACAGGAGUUUGCAGCACUGACCAAGGAGCUGAACGCCUGCAGGGAACAGCUGCUGGAGAAAGAGGAAGAGAUAUCUGAGCUCAAAGCCGAGAGGAACAACACCAGGUUACUGCUGGAACAUCUUGAGUGCCUGGUGUCCAGACACGAGCGGUCACUUCGUAUGACUGUGGUCAAGAGGCAGGCUCAGUCUCCUUCAGGGGUCUCCAGUGAGGUCGAAGUUCUUAAAGCACUCAAAUCCUUGUUUGAACACCAUAAAGCCCUAGAUGAGAAGGUAAGAGAGAGACUACGAGUGUCACUGGAGAGGGUGUCUGCCUUGGAGGAGGAGCUCACAGCAGCCAAUCAGGAGAUUGUGGCCUUACGGGAACAGAAUGCUCACAUCCAGAGAAAAGUGGCAUCAGGUGAGGGAGGAGAGGACAUUUUGGAGGGCAGUGAAGCUCAACAGAAGGUCCAUGGCAAGCGUCUGUCCAAUGGCUCUCUGGAGCCGGCCCAUGAGGCGAGUCAGGUGGUCGAGCUGCAGGACCUGCUGGAGAAGCAGAACUACGAGUUGGCCCAGAUGAAGGAGCGCAUGUCCUCCCUCUCCUCCCGGGUUUCCGAGGUGGAGCAGGAGCUCGAGACCGCCCGCAAGGACCUCAUCAAGUCAGAGGAGAUGAACAACAAGUACCAGAGGGACAUCAAAGAGGCCAUGUGUCAGAAAGAAGACAUGGAGGAACGGAUUGUCACGCUGGAGAAACGUUACCUGAGUGCCCAAAGAGAAGCCACCUCUGUGCAUGACAUCAAUGACAAACUGGAGAACGAGUUGGCUAAUAAGGAGGCAUUCCUCAGACAGAUGGAGGAGAAGAACAGACAACUACAGGAGAGGUUGGAGCUUGCAGAACAGAAACUCCAGCAGACCAUGAGGAAGGCUGAGACACUCCCGGAGGUAGAGGCCGAACUAGCCCAGAGGAUAGCAGCUCUCACCAAGGCGGAAGAGCGUCACGGGAGCAUUGAGGAGCGAAUGAGGCACUUGGAAUGCCAGCUGGAGGAGAAGAACCAGGAGCUGCUGAGGGCUCGACAGAGAGAAAAGAUGAAUGAAGAGCACAAUAAGAGACUCUCAGACACAGUGGACAGACUCCUCACUGAGUCCAACGAGCGACUUCAGCUCCACCUGAAGGAGAGAAUGGCAGCUCUCGAAGAGAAGAAUAUGCUAAUCCAAGACUCGGAAACUUACAGAAAACAGUACGAGGAGUCAAUCCAAGAAAAAUCGCAGCUGGCAGACGAUAUUGAGAAACUGAGAUCGGAGCUCGACCAAUUCAGAUUGAGGGCAGGCUCCCUCACAGAACCCACGCUGUCACGAUCCCAUCUGGACACAUCAGCUGAGCUUCGAUUCUCUUUGGGAUCUCUGGCUGAAACCCAGUCAGACCACUACCGCUCAGCAAAGGUCAUCCAUCGACAAAGGAGAGGUCGAAUAGGUCUGCGAGAAACCAAGGCAAAGUCACUGGGGGAGCCUGAAUGGCGCUCACAGCAGUUGGGGGUCCUGGGAGGCCACCACUUUGAGAGCGACACGGAAAUGUCUGACAUUGACGACGACGAUAGGGAGACGUUGUUCAGCUCCAUGGACCUGCUGUCUCCCAGUGGUCACUCCGAUGCACAAACUCUGGCCAUGAUGCUUCAGGAGCAACUGGACGCAAUCAACAAGGAGAUCCGGCUAAUCCAGGAAGAGAAGGAGUCAACAGAGCUGCGGGCAGAGGAGAUUGAGAACCGAGUGGCCAGCGUUAGCCUCGAGGGUCUAAACCUGGCUCGAAUGCACCACCACGGAGCCUCCAUCACUGCCUCAGCAACUGCCUCCUCGCUUGCCUCCUCUUCCCCACCCAGCGGACACUCCACACCUAAGCUUGAUCCUCGAAGCCCUGCCCGGGACAUGGAGCGCAUGGGGGUCAUGACACUGCCCAGUGAUUUAAGGAAACACAGGAGAAAGAUAGCAGCGGUGGAUGAGGAUGGCCGCGAGGACAAGGCCACCAUUAAGUGUGAGACAUCCCCCCCUCCGACACCACGCACUGUCCGAAUGACACACACACUGCCAGCCUCCUCGCACAACGAUGCACGAGGGAUUGUGGCUUCUUUAGAGGCUGAAGCCAGUGCCCUAAGUAGUGUAGCCAGCAGCCAGGACUCCCUCCACAAGCAGCCAAAGAAGAAGGGCAUUAAAUCCUCCAUCGGACGAUUAUUUGGCAAGAAGGAAAAAGGCCGACUGGCACACCUAGCACACAGACAAGUCAUGGUAGAUCCACAAGCAACAAUGAUGGAUUCAGACAUGGCGGGCCAGGACAUGGGGGUGAGCAAGUUGGGCACUCAGGCUGAGAAGGACCGCAGAUUGAAAAAGAAACACGAGCUACUGGAGGAGGCUAGGAGAAAGGGUUUACCUUUUGCCCAGUGGGACGGUCCUACUGUUGUUGCGUGGCUGGAGUUGUGGUUGGGGAUGCCGGCCUGGUACGUGGCAGCAUGUCGUGCCAACGUGAAGAGCGGCGCCAUCAUGUCGGCCCUAUCUGACACCGAAAUCCAGCGGGAGAUCGGAAUCAGUAACCCUCUACACCGCCUCAAACUUCGCUUGGCAAUCCAGGAAAUGGUCUCCCUCACCAGCCCCUCAGCCCCGCCCACCUCCAGAACCCCAUCAGGCAAUGUAUGGGUGACCCAUGAAGAGAUGGAGACCCUGGCAGCCCCUUCCAAAACGAAGUCGGAGUCUGAAGAGGGCAGCUGGGCACAGACUCUUGCCUAUGGUGACAUGAACCAUGAGUGGAUAGGGAACGAGUGGCUGCCCAGUCUAGGACUACCUCAGUACCGCAGCUACUUCAUGGAGUGCCUCGUGGAUGCCCGUAUGCUGGACCACCUCACCAAGAAGGACUUGAGGGUGCACCUUAAAAUGGUGGACAGCUUCCACAGAACAAGUUUACAGUACGGGAUCAUGUGUCUGAAGAAGCUCAACUAUGACAGGAAGGAGCUGGAGAGACGCAGGGAGCAAAGCCAGCAUGAAAUGAGAGACGUUCUGGUGUGGAGUAAUGAGCGGGUCAUCCGCUGGGUGCAGAGCAUAGGCCUGAGGGACUACGCCAACAUCCUGCUGGAGAGCGGUGUGCAUGGAGCUUUGGUUGCCCUGGAUGACAACUUUGACUACAGCAGCCUGGCUCUGCUCCUCCAGAUCCCCACACAAAACACUCAGGCACGUCAGAUUCUGGAGCGAGAGUACAAUAAUCUGCUGGCGCUGGGCACUGACAGAAGACUGGAUGAGUGCGAUGACAAAGACUUCCGAGGCCCAUCGUGGCGGAGGCAGUUCCCUCCCCGGGACAUCCACGGUAUCAGUAUGAUGCCUGGAUCAGCAGAAACACUCCCUGCUGGCUUCCGUCUCACCGCAACAUCCGGUCACUCCAGAAGACUGCCCCCCGAGGUCCUCUAUGAGGCGCUGGAUGACAGUCCUGACGACAUGUAUUUGGAUUGGUUUCAAGUUGGACCAUCUGCGGUGCAGCGACUGGAUAGCUCCACGGUGAGAACCUACUCCUGCUGAGAGGAGGAAGAGAGGGACCUUAAACUGUACACUGUGCAGUUCUGAAAGGAGACUAAUUAGUGGAGCUGCUGGACGGGUGAAACCUGCUGAGGAGUGAACCAUUCUGACACGCACUGCCAAGAAGCCCUGCUCUCCUCUCUAAC
Messenger RNA from Pelmatolapia mariae (spotted tilapia), 4210 nucleotides. It is a transcript of the gene ppfia2, whose product is annotated as PTPRF interacting protein alpha 2. Bases 294 to 4067 code for a protein of 1257 amino acids. Gene Ontology annotation, molecular function: protein binding. The transcript has 32 exons. NCBI's taxonomy places the organism in Eukaryota, Metazoa, Chordata, Actinopteri, Cichliformes, Cichlidae. Gene Ontology annotation, cellular component: presynaptic active zone. The record is from RefSeq and is a predicted model, not a curated record. Gene Ontology annotation, biological process: synapse organization.